This is a messenger RNA of Cottoperca gobio, 2650 nucleotides long. RefSeq names its product gasdermin-E-like. The transcript is spliced from 10 exons. The coding region runs from base 318 to 1709 and encodes 463 amino acids. Gene Ontology annotation, biological process: programmed cell death. Gene Ontology annotation, cellular component: cytoplasm. The record is from RefSeq and is a predicted model, not a curated record. NCBI's taxonomy places the organism in Eukaryota, Metazoa, Chordata, Actinopteri, Perciformes, Bovichtidae.
AACUGCAACCUCUCUGCCACCAUUCAGCCUCAGCUCUGACCGAACACUGCUGCUAUCACUAGCAGUCAUUGCUAAUACUCGUCUGCCUGUAUUAUUCUUUUCUAAUAACACCUUGAGAGAAUUAUCAAUAUUACAUCCAGAGCAUUAUUUUGGUCCUCGUUUGGACAACUUGCUGUACUUUUACGCAUGGCAGCAUCGGUGACAUUCCAGGAGUGACAACUGUACGGACCGGAAGCCUGAACGUGCGACGCCAACCCUUGAUUUUGUAAUUGUCUAUAAAUACAUUUAGCUGUCUGCAGCCCUCGUCUGCUGAAGACAUGUUUUCCAAAGCCACUGCCAACUUCGUCCGUCAGGUUGACCCCGAAGGAAGCCUCAUCCACGUGUCCCGAGUAAACGACUCAAAAAAACUGGUUCCCAUGGCAGUGGUCGUCAAACGCAACCGCAUCUGGUUCUGGCAGCGCCCAAAGUACCAGCCGACAGCUUUCACCCUCAGCGACUUGCUGCAAGGCGACAAUGACCUCAGUCCUGGAAUGUCCGAGGAAGAUUUCCUGACCUACAAAGGGACGUUUAAAGACGAAGUCUCCGGACACCUGGACACCGAAGCUGCCAUUGGCGGCCUGACAGUGGAGAGCCGGGGCUCCUCCAUGCUCCAUUCAUGUUUUGGAAAGCUGAAGAAAGAGGAACUGGUGGUGAAGAAGCUGUUACUAGACUCCAGCGGCAGGCUGAUGGACAUGCAGAACACGCUGGUGAAGCAGCUGGAGAAGCAAUCGGAGGUGCUGGCAGUGGUAAAGGAGAGGAUCCUCACCACCAACACCUGCUCCAUCACCCAGACGAAAACAGAGCAGUGCACCUUCAAGGGGAUGCUCGGGCUCAUGGGCAUGCUGGGGAAACCUGUUAAGACGUGUGUGAAGAAUAACAGCGACAUUGAGGCGGACAGCGACGUUUCCUUGGAGAUCCCCUCUGGUACAGUCAUUGCGUACAGCAUUCUGGAACUGGACAUUAAAAAAAAUGGACAAUAUGAUAUAUGUCUACAACCUGGCACAAUAGGAGGCAUUGAGGCGGACUCACACGGGUCCUUGCUAUCCCAUGAUUCCUUGGAUACGGUGGAUGGCAAGUGCAAUGGAUCCCAGGAGAUGGAUCUUUCUCCUCUGGCAGAGCUCCCCCAGUCCACUCGAUAUGCAGUGUUCAAGAGACUCCAAGAGACUCUGAGGGACAGAAGUGCUCUGUCAUAUAUGGAGUGUUUGCUGGAGGAGUUCUGCAGUGGUGAAACUCUCAAUAUGGACGAACACGAGGAGCUGUCGGUCGUACUGGACCAACUCGGCCUAGACAGUCAAGCUGAGACCAGCCAGUGUGGUCUUCAUGCCCACCUAAAUGCAGCUCACCUGUUGGUCAGUGCCAUGGAAGCGUUGCCCGAUGAAACUCUGAGCCUCUUGAGUGAGAGCCGUCCUGAUUUCCUGGAGGCCUUCGACACCUUGAUGUGGAGUUUAAGGAAGAGCAGCGAGCCUCUCUCUGUACAGUGUCUUCCCGCCCCCCUGCAGGACAACCAGGCCUUCCAACUGGCAGAACAGCUGUUCAGCUCCACCAAUGUGACGCUGAAGAGAGACAGCAACGGGUUGUGGAUGGAGACGGUAAAUGAAUCAGGAGUUCUCCCAUUGGUCCUCUGUCUCAGCAUACAGGGAUUGUCCCUGCUGUGCAAAGGGCAAGAGUAAUAGUAGUGUCUGCAUGUGCAAUUUGUGGAUUAUAUUCUGUCUGUUUCUUUCUUUAUUGUCAAGUUUAUUGGGACUAAGUUAAGCAUAAAGUCUUUAUAUUAUUAUUAUUAUUAUUAUUAUUGAUUUAUUGAUUAUCAUAUUAUUUUCUAUUUUUACAGUAUCAUACAGAUAUUUUCCUACAUACAUUUUAUUGCUUCAUAUUUUUGUAGAAGGAAAGAAAGAAAGAAGGAAAUAUAUAUAUUAUGUGAUGAAUUAUUUGGUGCAGCUCUGACUCUGUCUAUGGUUCAUAGAUGUGUCUCACUCUUUUAUAGCUUGUAAACCAUUUUUGAGGUUAUUGCUUUAUCAUGCACCUUUACAUACAUUUGUCCAACAAAUUAUAUUAUUUUUUUGUAUAAAGUUUUAUUAUUUUAUUUAUGAAUGUUCUAGCUCACUAUGAAAAAUUGUCUUGUUCAUGAAUGGGUUGAGAAAAUUCAGUGACCCCCCCAGAUCCACUGCAUCUAUUGAGAAUGUGUAGUGGAUGGAUUUUUUACCUAAAGACAUUUUAACAUGGAUGGUAAAUUUCAAGUUUUUCAAUUAGCAGCAAAAUAAAAUGUGAUGCAUGCCGAUGGUGUACAAAAUUGAUCAAAUGUAUUCAUGUAUGCAGUAUAAUGACAACUGUGUUGCACGCCUAUUCUUGCUUUCAUUUUAAAAUGCAUUUUAUUGCUGCCACUGUUCCUAUUUAAAAUAUUUGAUAUUAAACUAUUUUAUUUAUCAAUAAACCAUAUAUUUAACAUUCCCUGAAAUACUGCCGUUUAAUCCUAAAAGCUACAAUAUAUUAAAAUGCAGUAUUUGUAGCUAUGAAGUUUUACGAAGCUGCCUUUGCCUUGCCACUUUCUUAUUUGUCUGUUGAUUAGAAAAAAAUGGUUUUACUUUAUAAUAUAUAAAUAUAUUUGAAAAAAGUC